Molecule: messenger RNA, 2622 nt
Organism: Exophiala viscosa
Lineage: Eukaryota; Fungi; Ascomycota; Eurotiomycetes; Chaetothyriales; Herpotrichiellaceae
Exons: 2
Coding region: 1-2622 (873 amino acids)
Molecular function (GO): protein binding
Source: RefSeq, a predicted model, not a curated record
AUGUUUACAUGUGAUGCCUGUUUGCUUAGAGCAUUCCGCUCCUUGGCCAUAGAUGCACGACGUUCUCAUUCGACCGCAGUCGCUCUCAAACCUGCCGCCGUUUUCCGUCGCAACCAUGCCACCCUCCACGGCAUUGCCAAAGGCCAUCACCGGCGUCUUCUGUGGAAAGCGCUUGCAAAGAAGAAGCAAAUCAGACCACCUACGAUGAAGUACUCGGAGGCAAUGACAAAAGCGGAUCAGAAAGACGUCGAGGCACGAGAAAACAACCGCCUGAUUCUCAUGAACGAUGCAGGCAAGAAGGCAUGGGACAAAGCCUCAAAGCUGGAGAUGCAGUUCUUGACAGAUCCGCUCAAAUUGGCACAGUCGGUAGCCGACAAACUGCGGGCUUCCCAAUUCGACGCCGCUUACGCUCUGGUCCUCACCAGUGAAAAGGGUGUCAACGGGGCUCAAAUCGAUAAUACCGUCAGUUGGAAUCAUCUUAUAGACUGGCUGAUGAGCCAAGGAUUCCCAACGAGGGCUUGGAAAAUCUUCAAUGAGAUGAAGAAACGAGGUCACAAGCCUGACGCCCAUACUUACACUAUCAUGUUGCGUGGCUAUCGAGACAACGUGAAGAAACCAGAAUCGGUACAGCAAGCUGUCGCUGUGUACAACUCGAUCAAAGCUGCGAAUUCGGCUGUCACUCCAACAAUAAUACACACAAACGCUGUGCUAAGUGUUUGCGCAAGAGCCCAUGAUCUCGAGACUAUGUGGUCGAUUGCUGGAAACUUGCCAGAACGUGGAGCUGGUGCACCCGAUCACAAAACUUUCACAACCAUAUUACAGGCGAUCAAUGUCGAGGCUCGAUCUCGAGCAGUGGAUCUGGCGUCCCUAGACCCAAACUAUGAUCCUCAGCCAAUCUUUGAAGGAGCCGUGCGGGAUGGCCGGAGGUUGUGGGCCGACAUCCAUCACCGGUGGAAGAGAGGCCUACUUCAAAUGGACGAAGCACUAGUUUGUGCCAUGGGCAGGCUGCUACUGCUGUCCGCGGAACCGAGGUCGCAUGAGGAUGUUCUAAACCUGGCUCAGCAAUAUAUGAACAUACCAAGGUUGACCAAAGCGGGCAAAGAGGGGCACUCAGACACGGAAGAGCUAUGGAGCAGCCCCGAAAACACCUCUGAAGAGUCGGCGGAAGACUAUGUUUCUUCGCAAAUGUAUGUCCCUGCCCAGCUGGGACUUUCAACCAAAGUCACUACUACGGACGGCUCCGUCUACGCUAGGCCAGGACAGAAUACUGUCUCGAUGCUCCUCGAGGUUACCAAGUCUUCGCGACUGCUCGCCGCUGGAAAACAUUAUUGGCAGCUGUUAACUUCUCCCGAAGGCCCCUUUCAAGUUGUUCCAGACUCGGAGAACAUCACCAACUAUCUGCGCCUCUUGCGUGCCUCGCGGGCAAGCCAGGCGGUUUUGGACGUUCUGCUGCAGCCUCGACCUGAUCAUAUUCAGAGGAGAUUGAUGACGCGCGGCACUUUCAUCAUAGCUAUGAGUACUUGCGUUCGCGACAAGAAGAAUCGAAAUGUCUUUGAUAUCGCCAAUCGGAUAUUCAACCUGAUGCAGGAAAACGUGGGCAGCAUGAGCAGUACGACUGGACGACAGCUCAAAUUUUCACCAAAGGUUCUCGUCAAGUAUCUGGAGCUGGCCUUAGAUACGACCAAAGGUUUCGGUGGGGAGGCCUUGAAAAAGACCAGGGAUGGAGACCUUGAUUUUGAGCGUGACAUGGAGAAAAACAACACUUUCCGAGCAUUGGAAAAGCUGCGCCCUGAAGUGGGCAACGCUAAACAGCUACUGAAGCUCCAUGUGACCGAACUUGACCACCAAGCUGAGGUGAAGGCUCGCACACGCACGGUCCAGAAGCUGCUGGAUAAGAGGAAGAUCACGCCCUAUGUUGUUGAUGAGAGCAUGGAAGAUUUGGUGGGAUUCUUACGAGCGAUGAUCGGUGCAUAUGACAAGAUCGUGCGAGUCAAUGAAGUAUUAGAGGACGACGGCAUGGGCCCGCUGGAUAAAGAGAUUCUGACUGAGUGCUGGACACAAAAGCGCAACCUGACGACCUUUUUGAGCAAAGUUGAGAAUGUUGUGAAAUCACCACAGUCUCGGCAACUACCAAAGGAGGAGGAAGACGAACAAUCAGACAGGCAGUCUGAAGAUCAGCCUGCCGAUAGUCUCGACCUCACGACACUGGGCCAGAGAUCCAAGAUCUUGAGCGAGAUCGACCGAGUUCGUGAGGAGAAAGGCAAGGCUGUGGAAGAGCGUGGCCUGUCAAGGAUCCAAAAGCGUGAGCUUGCAAAGGAGGAGCGCAUCAGAGCACAAUUCCCAGUCAGUGUUCUUAGGACGAAGAGGGUGGCAGGCCACGGAGACCAGAAGAGGCUUCGAUUUGCGCCUGUCGAGGAAAUUACCAAGGAUGCGUUUCCUGCUACUCGCACCCAAUCUAGGAAGCCGUUGGGGAAGCCGAGUCGAAAGACAUCCCACUUCGAACCGAGGUCCAAGCAGUCUAGGAGCGACCGCGCAUACGAUGGAUGGGGCGGAGAAUUCGAGGCGUUGGCACGUGAACAAGGUCGAAGUCCUCAAGCGGGCUUUGUCGAACUCGGUCGUUGA